Paramecium pentaurelia is the source of this 2432-nucleotide messenger RNA. Lineage: Eukaryota; Ciliophora; Oligohymenophorea; Peniculida; Parameciidae. The record is from the annotation of a GenBank genome assembly.
AUGAAUAACUAAUCUGUUAAUGUAUAGUAUAAUGAUCAGAUAAAAAUGAAGGUAUCAGAAGUAUUUCAAACACAUUACAUUAAUACAGAACCCUCAAAAUAAGAAUAAUCUAUUGUAAUUUGCUUAAUAAUAUUUGGUAACAUAAUUUGGAACUUAAUUGCAAAUUUUUAAAAUACUCAAUUAAGUAAUUAUCGUUAUGAACUAACAAUAAAAAUAAUAGAAAUAUUAUGGAUUAUAUUUCAUCAUUUGAAGAAAAAGUAAACAUUUCUAAAAUUUUAGAACUACUUAAAGUCCAGAAUCUCUUCUGAAUUUAGGUUUAGUAAUUUUGCUGAUAAAUAGUUUAAUUACAACUUUAACUAUAAAUAAGUAAAAUCUAUAUUAUAUUUUGUAGUAUAGAAUCUAGAUCAGAAUAAGUAUUAGACUAAUUUACUUUCUUCAUAUUAAUCCAUCAAUAUAUCUAUAAUCGAUUUUCAUUAAAAUUACAUCAUAUGCAUUAAGUAUUUGGAAUUGGUAGUGUUUUGUUGUUUUAAAGUAUUUGGGGAGUACAUUUUAUUAGUACAAUAAAAAUGAUAACAGUAUAAUUUGUUUUUAUUUUAUCAAAAUAAUUAAGAUAACAAAGACUGUUUAAUGAAACAUAAAACAAAAUUAAAUAAUUUAAUUAAGAAUUAGAUGAAAUGAAAUAACAAUAAUAAUAAUAGAUACAUAAAUAUUAAGAAGAAAUAGAUUCAAAAUCAUAAAUGUAAUUAUAAUCUAGAGCUAAUGAUUUAGUGAAUAAAUUAAAAUUAAUCAAAUUUAAGUAAUAAUGUGCAAUAAAAAAUUAAAUGUUAAAAAAUGCUAGUUAAUAAUAAGAAAAAUUAUAAUCCAUGAUAUCUAUAACAGAAGUAUUUGGUAAAGAUGAAAUUGAUGAAGAUACAAACUAAAAUUAUUAAACUAUUUCUCCAAAAAUAGAAAAUGUUAGAAGAAGAACAAAUAGAACUUUAUCUUAAAAUUCAGAUUUAAAAGGUAAAAAUUUAUAAUUUGAUUUACAAUAAACUCAUUCUGAUCAAAAUAUUGUUCAAAGAGAUGAUUUUAUAAAUAUUGAUGAAAUUGAUGACCUUUUAAAUUUAUUAACAGGUAAAAAAGAUAAUAUAUGGUUACCUAAAUUUUUAAGAAGUCAUAGAUCAUUAGAUUAUUAAAAUAGUAAUUGUAGUAUAUAAUAAACAUCAAAAGAAGAUUAAUUUAGUUAAGAUGCUAAAAAGUAAAUAUAUAUAAUAAUUAGAUAGAUUCAUACUUUCACAUUUUACUUAAAGAGAAGCCUCUUUUUAAUAUAUUGAUGAUAUAUCAGAUGAUAUGGAUGAUAUUGCUUAAAAAACUCUAAUAGAUUUUAAUAUUAAUUACUUACAACCAGAUUAUACAUUAAAUAAUUUAGAUUAAUCAUAGAGAAUGAUGUUUAUAGAAGGAUCUAUUAAUUUAUUUAAGAUUUUUAAAGUUAUCUAAACAUUAAAAAUUACUAAUUUAGAAACACUUGGUGAAUUUAGUGUCAAAAUAGAAUCUUUAUAUUAAAAUAAUUUUUAUCAUAAUUCAAUGCAUGCAAUUGAUGUUGCAAAUUCAACAGCAUUUUUCUUAUAAAAUGGAUUAUCUAUUUUAAUAGAUGAUUUCUAAGCUACUUGUUUAUUGAUAUCAUCAUUAGCUCAUGAUAUUGGACAUCCAGGAUUAAAUAAUGGAUUUAUGACUGCAAAUAGAUGUAGAUUAGCCUUAUUAUUUAAUGAUUAAAGUGUUUUAGAAAAUUAUCAUUCAUUUCUAUUAUUUUAAGUACUCACUUAAAGUAAAUGCAAUAUUAUUGAAAAUUUAAGUUCUAAUGAAAUCAAAGGUUUUAGAAAAUAUUGUUUAAAUCUAAUUCUUGAUACUGAUCUUACUAGACACUUUUAAUUGAUGAAUAAAUUUUAAAAUUAUUUGAAUGUAAAUGAAUCUCCUGCUAUUGAUUAAUAAUUAAUUAUGUCAAUUGGAAUUAAAUGUGCAGGUAAUUAUUAUUUUAUUUAAUUAUUUAAGAUGUUGGUCAUGGAGCAAAAGAAUUAAAAUUGCAUAAAUUAUGGAGUAGAAAAAUUAUUGAAGAAUUCUUUUUAUAAGGAGAUUUAGAAUAAUAUUUAAAAGUACCUAUAUCACCAAUGUGUGAUAGGAAAUAAAAUGUUUCGAAAUCUUAAGAAGGCUUUUUAAAAGCAAUAGUUUUACCUAUGUUUGAGGCCUUCUCAACAAUAUUAAAAAAGUAAUUAAUUUAUUUGAUAAAUAGUGAAAUUAUCUAAAAAACUUGUGUUGACUAAGUAAAAUUAAAUAUAGAAUAUUGGUAAUAAUAAGAGACAGAUCAAGAUUUUAUGUAAGAAACAACUUUUGACACUAAUGCAGGAUUAGAAACCCUUCAAAAGUUUCUUCAUGAACCUCUUCAUAUUGAGAUUUGA